Messenger RNA from Purpureocillium lilacinum, 2298 nucleotides. RefSeq lists its product as uncharacterized. Gene Ontology annotation, cellular component: membrane. The record is from RefSeq and is a predicted model, not a curated record. Gene Ontology annotation, biological process: fungal-type cell wall biogenesis; transmembrane transport. Lineage: Eukaryota; Fungi; Ascomycota; Sordariomycetes; Hypocreales; Ophiocordycipitaceae.
AUGGCUCGCUCGCGUUCAGACUGGAGUCUUUGGAAAGGGCUGGUGGUUGUGGGAACUCUGGCAUCCCAGGCCUGGGCAGGCCAGAUCCUCAAAACGGACGGCUUCAGCGACUGCGGCAACGACUCCACCAUCAAGGUGGACAAGGUCGACAUCAGCUACGACAAUGACAACAAGACCGUCAUAUUCGACGUUGCCGGCUCCAGCGCGAAGGAGCAAAAUGUCACGGCCGUUCUCAACGUGACCGCUUACGGAAACCAAGUUUACUCCAACAAAUUCAACCCUUGCGACAAGGGCACAUUCGUCCCGCAGCUAUGCCCCGUACCAGUUGGCAGCUUCUCCGCGCGUGGCAACCAGCAAAUACCAUCUCAAUUCGCCGACAUGGUCCCCGGCAUUGCUUUCCAAGUUCCCGAUAUCGCGGCCCAGGCGACGCUCCAGCUCCUCAGCCUCGAAGGCGGUGAAAGGGUCGCCUGCAUUCAAUCACAGGUGUCCAACGGCAAGACCGCCAACGUUCCGGCGGUGCAGUACGUCGCCGCUGGAGUUGCCGGCGCUGCCUUGCUUGUUACGGGCAUCUCUGCCGUCGGCGCCGCGCUGUCCGGAGGCGGCGCCGCUUCAGGGGCUGGAGCCGGCACAAUCUCGCCCAGCUUCACCGAGGUCGCGGGCUGGUUUCAAGGCAUGGCCAUGAACGGCAUGCUUUCUGUUAACUACCCUCCCAUCUACCGCAGCUUCACCAAGAACUUUGCUUUUUCCACCGGCCUGAUUCCUUGGGCUGGCCUGCAGUCCUCGAUCGACAGCUUCCGCGCCAAGACUGGCGGCAACCUGACAGAGGACAAUGUCGAGUUCCUCAAGAACGCGACCUUGAUCUAUCCCGACGGCUCGACGGUUAGCCCCAACCAGGGCUUCUUCAAGUUCAAGCGAGCCAUGAGCGAACUGGCUACGCUGGUUGUCCGCGAUAUCGAGACUUCGGUCAACAACUCGAGCCCAGGUUCCAGUGAUAGCUCCGCCGAGACGUCUACCAAUUUCCAGCAUACCGUCAAAGGGCUUCAGGCCUACGCCGAGCGCCUCACUGUCCCCAAGUCCGAUGUCUUCAUGACCGCCCUUCUUGUCGUUGCCAUCGUGAUUGCCGCCAUCGCGGUAGGCAUUCUGCUAGUCAAGGUCAUCCUGGAGUUCUGGGCCCUAUUUGGCAGCUUUCCGCAAUCACUUACCGGCUUCCGCAAACACUACUGGGGCUCCAUUGCUCGCACCAUCACGUCGCUUAUUCUUAUCCUAUACGGCAUCUGGGUGCUGUACUGCAUAUUCCAGUUCACACACGGCGACUCAUGGGCCGCCAAGACCCUCGCCGGCGUCACGCUGGCAAUCUUCACCGGUAUCCUGGCCUUCUUUUCGUGGAAGAUUUGGAUUGUCGCCAGCAAGCUCAAGGAAGCAGAAGGCGACGCCAGCGGGCUGUACGAGGACAAGAAGAUCUGGGUCAAGUACUCGCUCUUCUACGAGUCUUACAAGAAGAACUAUUGGUGGGUAUUUGUGCCAGCCAUCGUCUACAUGUUCGCCAAAGGCUGUGCGCUGGCCGUGGCGGACGGCAGCGGCAUGGCUCAGACCAUAGCGCAGCUGGUCAUUGAGGGGUUCAUGCUCAUCAUGCUGUUGUGGAGCCGUCCCUACGAGCGAAAGUCUGGCAACGUCAUUAACAUUGUCAUUGCGGUCGUUCGCGUCCUGUCUGUAGCAUGCAUUCUCAUCUUUGUCGAGGAGUUUGGAAUCCGGCAGACCACGCAGACUGUUGCAGGUGUGGCCUUGAUUGCUGUUCAGUCGGCGCUCACCGGCGUCCUGGCAAUCCUCAUCGCGUGGAACGCCAUCAAUGCUUGCUGCAAAGCGAACCCGCACCGCAAGCGUAGAAAGGAGAUGGAGGCCAUCCAGCGCGACAUGGACAACCUCACUCCCCUCGACGCGCGCAACUCGCUGCUCCUCGACCGAGCCAAGCCCGGGACGCAAGGGACCAUGUUUUCGGUCACGGCUGGCAGCGACUUGAAGGAGAAGUCGUCGUUUGGAAGCGGCGACCCGGAGCGCUUCUAUCCCCUACGGGACGGACUGCGACCGCCCCCGGCACCGUCGGGCGGGGCCCUGUACCGACCCCUGACGCCGACGAGGCCGCAGGACACGCAGACGCAGACGCUCCUCGAUAGUGCCGCGCCGAUAGCCAUCGGGGGGCAGCAGCCGCUGCUGCCGACAGUAGAGAGGGAGUACAAGGGCGUCUACGGCAGGACAUACGAUAAUGGGUACGGGUACGGGAACGGUGGAUACAGAGGGUAA